Messenger RNA from Gossypium raimondii (Peruvian cotton), 345 nucleotides. RefSeq lists its product as uncharacterized. Lineage: Eukaryota; Viridiplantae; Streptophyta; Magnoliopsida; Malvales; Malvaceae. The transcript has a single exon. The record is from RefSeq and is a predicted model, not a curated record. Bases 1 to 345 code for a protein of 114 amino acids.
AUGGUGGAGGGAACUCCAGUGGGAACUCAAGUUCUUGAAAUGAUAGGCUAUAUAAAAAGCCUUGAAAAACUAGGAUUCCCUAUAGGUGAAGAAUUGGCCACCGAUGUUAUCAUGCAAUCGUUGUCAGAUAUUUUUAGCCAAUUUGUCCUUAAUUUCAAUAUGAAUGAGAUUAAUAAGACUUUGACACAAUUACUCAGCAUGUUGGGAACUAUUGAAAGUAACAUGAAACAGGCUAGACAUAAGCCCAUUCUAAUGGUUUGCAAGAACAAGGGCAAAAGAAAGCCUAAAGCUAAGGCAAAGCCUAAGGACAAUGGCAAGGCAAAACCCAACAAAGGAAGUGCUUGA